Messenger RNA from Bolinopsis microptera, 1028 nucleotides. RefSeq lists its product as uncharacterized. The record is from RefSeq and is a predicted model, not a curated record. Gene Ontology annotation, cellular component: plasma membrane. NCBI's taxonomy places the organism in Eukaryota, Metazoa, Ctenophora, Tentaculata, Lobata, Bolinopsidae. Gene Ontology annotation, molecular function: water channel activity. Bases 10 to 756 code for a protein of 248 amino acids. The transcript has 8 exons. Gene Ontology annotation, biological process: water transport; transmembrane transport.
GAUAUCAAAAUGGAGCUCCCUAAAAGACAAUGGAAACUUGGCAGUUUUAAGGAGUUCACAAAUGAGGCGGGACUCAGAGCGCUGUUUGCUGAAUUUCUUGGAAUCUUCAUGCUCGUACUUUUCGCUACAGGUGGAAUAAACCCCAGGAUCAUAGCAAGAUUAAAUGACAGCGGAACCACGGAUCUCUUCAACUUUUCCACAUCCUUCGGAGUUGGGAUGACUGUAUGUUUGAUGAUCUACCUAUGUGCGGAUGUGUCAGGAGGUCAUGUGAACCCCUCCAUCUCACUGAUGUUCUUCCUGGAUACUCAGAUCUCCUUCAUCAAAAUGAUUUGUUACAUUUUCGUGCAGUUCUGUGGUGGUUUCGCUGCUGCAGGUUUGCUGUGGGGAAUUGGUGAUUUUGAGGAUCUUCCAGAUUUCGCACCUCCAACAUUCGAAGAUUUUAAUGUGAUCAGAGUAAUAAUAUUCAUGGUGGCUGGUAGCUGGAUGAUGAUACUGGUCACUCUGGCAGCAAUUGACGCUAGAAGAGGUCAUGCCGAUUGUUUCCUGCAACCCUUCGCUAUCGGAAUGAGUAUUCAUAUUGCUCUUCUCUUCAUGGGACCCUAUGUCGUGACUGGUCUUAAUCCAAUAGUGAUUUGCUGGUAUAUAGUCUGCGGAGCCUGGACUCACCAUCUAUGGGCCUUCGGACUGCUUCCGUUUUUGGGGACGGCAACUGCGGUCGCUGUUUACAACGGAAUCCUGCGUCCUUACAAGGCGUGAGAUACUUCUGACUCUUUAAUCGAGUGGUUCUAAAUUGUUUCAUGUUUUUAAUCUAAUGCGGAUGUCAGGUCAUUUAAAACGAGGAGACGAGGAAUUUUUGAAUUCAUAUUUCAAAGUUCAAACAGCUUUAAAAAUGAAGAAACACUCACAAACAAUGGGCAAUCGAUCCAAUUCAAAACCAAGCACGUUUUACUGGAACGUAUCUCAUGUUCCCCUUGACUGCAUGUAUUCUUUGCUCCAAUUUUUAAUGUGAACUCUGGGCCCAAGUAUGA